AUGACGUCCACGAGAUCUUCGAGGUUGGAAACAGAAGACGAGCACAGAAGGAGAGUGCUCGAGGAUGCAGUAAUAACUUUGGUUAGUCGGGAUAACUGCCAGAGGCAUGGACAGACCGCAUUUGAUAAAGUCUUACAAAUGCGACCUCCUUCAUAUAAUGGCACUACUGAUCCGGUGAUAUUAGAAGGAUGGAUCCAGACCAUGGAAAAAGUAUUCCGGGCGACCAGAUGCUCAGAAGAAGAGAAACAUGAUAUCGGCGCCUAUUAUCUGGAGGGUGAAGCAGACAAUUGGUGGACAAUGUUGCACCCGUUCGCCCCUCAUGCUUGCCCAGCCAAAGCUGAGAAGGUUCUACGGUACAUCAACCGUAUGGACCCAAGAGUGCAGAUUUCGGUGAUGAGUUCGAAGCCUGCAACGUUCCAGGAGGGGUAUGAUAUAGCCCUGAGUAUCCAUACUACUAUCCUAGAGAACGAAGCCAGAAUGAGGAAUGCUAGACCACCACCACAACAACAAUUCCUGAGAAGGAUCAACAUUGAGAAAGGUGGAAGUUCUAGAAUUCCGCCAAGGCCGGUGAUUCAUGAGAAACCCACAUUUCAACAGGCACCCGUACUUCGCAACAUUGUAGAACCCAGAAAAUGCAACCGUUGUAGUAAGAACUCGCAUCCAGGAGUCACCUGUGAGGAAAAACUGAUAGUCUGUUACAGAUGCCAAGAACUAGGGCAUAAAUCAUAUCAAUGCCCGAAUCUGGAGCUGCUAGACUUACCUCGCCUGCAACACAGAAGAAUCGAGUGUAUUGCAUGA
This is a messenger RNA of Amaranthus tricolor (Joseph's coat), 798 nucleotides long. RefSeq lists its product as uncharacterized. The record is from RefSeq and is a predicted model, not a curated record. The transcript is spliced from 2 exons. NCBI's taxonomy places the organism in Eukaryota, Viridiplantae, Streptophyta, Magnoliopsida, Caryophyllales, Amaranthaceae. Gene Ontology annotation, molecular function: zinc ion binding; nucleic acid binding. The coding region runs from base 1 to 798 and encodes 265 amino acids.